AUGACAACUGUUUCAUCAUCGAAUUCACCAUGUUUAUUAUAUAUUUUAUAUUCAUUUGAUAUAUCACAAAUGAAUCAAAAAGAUAUAAAAUUAGAUCAACUAUCAUUACCGAUUAAUGAUAGCUCAUCAAAAUCAAUUUGUCGUGUUCAAAAUUAUUCAAGUGAUCAAAUAUUAACUGAUAUAACAAUGAAUACAUCUAUUCGAAGUAGUUUUCUUAAAUCACCAAUACAUCGAAAUGUUUUAGGACCUGUUUUGGAUACAUCAGGUUAUUUAAAUGUUGGUCCACAUGUAAUAAUAUCUAACAUAUUAAAUUAUCGAUUUCUAUGGUCUGAUGAUGAUGAUGAUAAUCAAUUAUUAGAAGAUGCAAUCAAUGUAAUUAAAGGUUUACUUAAUUAUGAUUCGAUUUUACGAUUUCAAUUAGACGAUCUAAAAAAGGACUCUAUUUCUCUUAAUAUAAUUGAUUGGAAUAAUUUAGCCAAUGUACCACCACCAUUUAUUUCAAUACCUGAUAAUGAUUCAGAUACAUUCUAUUUUGUAGCUCGAAAUAAAGCAAUUGGUUUCAAUGAAGAAUCGAUUGAUAAUAUGUCGUUGUAA
This is a messenger RNA of Rotaria sordida, 594 nucleotides long. The record is from the annotation of a GenBank genome assembly. Lineage: Eukaryota; Metazoa; Rotifera; Eurotatoria; Philodinida; Philodinidae.